Messenger RNA from Emericellopsis atlantica, 1044 nucleotides. RefSeq names its product integral membrane protein S linking to the trans Golgi network-domain-containing protein. Bases 228 to 842 code for a protein of 204 amino acids. Gene Ontology annotation, cellular component: trans-Golgi network; Golgi membrane. The transcript is spliced from 2 exons. Gene Ontology annotation, biological process: Golgi to endosome transport; protein localization to Golgi apparatus; Golgi to plasma membrane protein transport. Lineage: Eukaryota; Fungi; Ascomycota; Sordariomycetes; Hypocreales; Bionectriaceae. The record is from RefSeq and is a predicted model, not a curated record.
UUGAUGACGAAGGCACCUCCAGUCGGCAGAAUUUAGGUUGUGCCCACUAAAUGGGCUUAGCGUGGCUUUGUGCAUGUACCUGUACAAGACAGCUCCAACCUCCCCUUGCCGAGACGAGAGACUGUCCGUCAUUCAUCGCCAACCUUCUUUCUUUCUACCUACAACAAAAGUUCGACAUGCGACACUCAUAAAUAACCCUCAACAGCCUACCGCCACCUUCAUAGGAGAUGCCUCGUCGCCGUCGUCCUCCGCGGGCGGGCGCCCUCUCCGACCUCCAACCGCUCAAGAUCGCCGCGCAAAUCGCCGCCUUGCAGGUGCUCUUCUAUCUCACCGCGCUCAUCCUUUUCUUGUUCACCGCGCUCGUGGCCGGCGUGCCAUUCGGUCUCGACCUCAUUUUAGGGUGGCAGCGCGUUCGAGGCGACACAACGCAGGGAUGGGUCAUGGGUUUCGUCUGGCUGCUUGACGGUGGACUCUGCAUGGCCCUAGCCAUCGUCGCCCUCAUCGGGCGCUCCAAGCUCGUCCCGGACUUUGCCAUCACCAUUCAGGCCCUCCACCUGCUCUUCACGACACUCUACUCGCGCGGCCUCCCCCAGUCGUCCAUGUGGUACGCCUCCCUCGUGGGCAGCGCCGCGCUAUGUGCGAGUCUCGGCAUAUGGGGCUGUCAGUACCGCGAGUUGCAGCCCGUCUUCUUCGGCGGUGGCCGUAUCUUGGGGAACAACCCCCCGCCCAGGGGCACGAUCUCGAGCGACGGCGGUGAUGACGAGGAGAUGCGCCUCGUCGGCAAACAGAGUGGCGAACACGGCGGGACAGAAGAAUACGAGAUGGGCAAGGUUGGACGGUGAAGCCUUGUCCCUACCAGCCUGCCUGUAUGAUGAAGCGUGCAUUGCUCGGCGUUUUGGGGGGAAUUUGCUUUGUUUGGGAACCAAGUGUACUAUUACCAGGUAUCAUACGCAGGUGGGGAGGGAGGUAUUAGACAUGAGAUAGCAUACCGUUGUAUCCUAGCACGGUUCAGAGAACAAUCUUGAGUAAAAGAUGGCCAUAUAU